AUGUACUCCGCCACACAGCUGUCCUGGCAUGCGUUGGUGUCUGCAAUUGUGGCAUGGGUUUGCAGCGAGGACUCGGAGACGCAUCCGUUGGAUGCCGUACUAAAGCAAGCAGCGCUAGCCUGCGACGACGCGUUGGAUGAAGAGUUGACAGAUGUGUCUAGGAUGCAGCAUAUCAUGGACGUCUGUACCCAUGUCCGAUUGCAGUGUGAAGAACGAUUCCUUGUAUACCCCUAUCAAGCCCUUCCCACACAUUGGCGCCAGCGGCAUACGGAUGCCAUUCUUCUCGCAUGUGUUACAUCCCUUCUUGUGCCUCAGGGUACCCCGACAACAUACCUAGAGCGUAUACAUGAUCUGGACUUAGCCCUCUUUGUGUCAGCCACGCCUGCUCCCGAGCAGCGAACACUGGUCCAUGCCGCCCUCCCAGUCUUGCAAGCGAGAUAUCGAGAUGCUACGAUGGCAGAUUCCCAUGGUACCAUGCCGCCAAUCAAGCGCGCAAGGCAGAAACGCUUCGACUAUAUGCCCUCUCCUGUCACUCGAGCGCCUCUUUGCAGCGCAGCGAGCCCUAUCGAAAGUUUCACGACACCUCUCACCUUUACGCAAUUCCUGGCGCACUGUCCAUCGCCUACACUACCGCAUGGCCGACCCUUUAUUGUGCGUGGGCUGGCUUCGUCAUGGCCGGCUAUCACCAAGUGGAAUGACCGCACCUACCUACUUGACCAGGCUGGUCCUGGUCGCGCGGUGCCUGUGGAAACAGGCGGCGCAUAUACGAGCAACGAAUGGGGCCAAUCGAUCAUGCCAUGGGCCACCUUUCUAGCCGACAUUGGAUGGGGCGAAGAGCCCAGGGCCACGGCACCGCCUACGUCGAAACGAUUAUACCUUGCGCAGCACAUGCUAUGGACCCAAUUCCCAUGGCUAGCCGACGAUAUUGUCACGCCAGACUAUGUCCAUAUGGCACCAGAUACACUUGACGAGCCACUACAGCAUGCAUGGAUAGGGCCUGCGGGGACUGUAUCACCUGCUCACACUGAUCCUUACAAGAAUUGCUACGUCCAAGUAGUGGGAUCGAAGCGGGUGUGGAUUGCCCCGCCGGAUGCUAACCAAAAUGGUGCUAUGGAUGUAUUUGAGGCGGACGACGAGGAUGUAUUUACCCAUCUCAUGGACAACACAUCGCGUGUCGAUGUUUUUGAUGUCCAUCUCCCUGCGCCCUUUCGAGACCAGGUCGUGCCGCGUGCGCAAUGGGCCGACUUGGGGCCAGGCGACAUGCUCUUCCUUCCACCGAAGUGGUGGCAUGCGCUGCAGAGCACGACACAGAGCUUCUCGGUAUCGUUCUGGUUCUAA
Messenger RNA from Malassezia pachydermatis, 1338 nucleotides. RefSeq lists its product as hypothetical. NCBI's taxonomy places the organism in Eukaryota, Fungi, Basidiomycota, Malasseziomycetes, Malasseziales, Malasseziaceae. The coding region runs from base 1 to 1338 and encodes 445 amino acids. Gene Ontology annotation, molecular function: 2-oxoglutarate-dependent dioxygenase activity. The transcript is spliced from 2 exons. The record is from RefSeq and is a predicted model, not a curated record.